AAAUCGUCCCCUUCAGGCAUCUAACCCCCUCACUCCACGGGCAAAAUUAUUAGGUGCGGACAUCGAACAUAGAGAAUCAUUUGAAUUUCUCUCUGACUACAGGAAAAGCACAAUCAAAGCGCAGCUGCUACAGUAACUAGACUUUGACUUUACUUUUACUGUAGACAGAGAAAAAUCCGGAUGAUUCUCUUUAUCCGAUGUCCGAACCUAAUAAUUUCUCCACUCCAUGAAAGUGUCAAUCCCCACCUCAACCUCUAAUAUAAAUCCCAACCUCAGCUAUUUCCCUCUUCCUCCAAACUAACCAUAUGGCUUCUCUCAGUAGAAGACAAAUCUCAGAGAAAGCCAUGGCUGCAGCAGAUGCAGGCUCGUCUUGCUUGGCUGUAGGGCUAGUGUUGCUGAUGCUAAUGAGCUCAAUGAGGGAGGCGAGUCCGGAUGUUGAGGCUCCACAGUCUAUCCAUAGCCGGAAAUUCGGCGGGCAUGGGCUUUGCGAUGAGAUAUAUGUAGUGGGUGAGGGAGAGACUCUACAUACUAUUAGUGACAAAUGUGGGGAUCCUUAUAUCGUUGAGAGGAAUCCGCAUAUCAAUGAUCCUGAUGAUGUAUACCCUGGCCUUGUGCUUCAGAUUAGCCCUUCGAAGCCCAAGGAGGAAGAAGGACGCCGGCUGUAUCAGAAACAGGGUUGUUGAAUUGGUUUGUAUAGGAAUAGAAGUCGAAUUAAACAAAGCCAUGUGAUUUUAGAGAAGUUGGGAUGACAGAUUUGUAUAGACGUUGAUGAUUAAGAAUCUCUGUUUUCAAUUUCGAAUAGGCUGUAAGGGGGUGAAAUAUUAUGAGAAGAGGUGGUUUGUAUACAUAUAUUUUUUAUGUUUGUGUGUAUUUACAGAGUAUACAAUAAUAUUGGGAAAUGCCUUUGCAA
Molecule: messenger RNA, 910 nt
Organism: Dendrobium catenatum
Lineage: Eukaryota; Viridiplantae; Streptophyta; Magnoliopsida; Asparagales; Orchidaceae
Exons: 1
Coding region: 306-683 (125 amino acids)
Source: RefSeq, a predicted model, not a curated record